Molecule: messenger RNA, 2029 nt
Organism: Cimex lectularius (bed bug)
Lineage: Eukaryota; Metazoa; Arthropoda; Insecta; Hemiptera; Cimicidae
Product: FAST kinase domain-containing protein 4
Exons: 10
Coding region: 127-1743 (538 amino acids)
Biological process (GO): regulation of mitochondrial mRNA stability; mitochondrial RNA processing
Cellular component (GO): mitochondrial matrix; ribonucleoprotein granule
Molecular function (GO): RNA binding
Source: RefSeq, a predicted model, not a curated record
AAAUGAAUUCAUAACCUUAUUCUUGUAAAACCUCUCACGGAUCUUCCUCGCGACUCGCGUUAAACCGUCGGACGAUCUUAGCCGGCGUUCUUGAAGUUUCAAAUGUUUUGCUGAAAGGCUUGAAAAAUGCUAAGGUCGGUUGUGUUGGGCUGCGGGGCGAAAGUGUUGAAACAGGUGCGGAGGCCGUCUUCGGCCAGCUCGGUCGCAGUCCCGUCGGACGAGACGCGGAAAGAGCCGGCCAAGACCCAGGGCGACGCGACCCCUCCCGCGGCCAAUAGCCACAAGUCGCAAAUGAUCAAAGCCGCUUUCUCAUCCCUCAAGCACAAUUUCAACUCCGUCGACGAGAAAAUCCUCGAGGCGAAUACUCCGGACGAACUGCUUGUCCUGGCCCAAGAUCAAAAUCUCACCAGGGAACAGGCUCUCAGGAUAGUUACAACUUUGGCAGAAUGGUCAGUAAAUGGACAAGCGGAUAUGAGCAAGUUUGAAACGGAUCCAAGAUUCGUCUCCCUCUGUCAACUACUAGGACGGACGUCAAGGAUAUUACCGUCUCAAGUAAUGAAUAAACAUGGUGAUAUUUCAGUUAUUCUUGGCGUUACAGGAGAAGAUGAAGCAGCCAAGCUUGUUGCAUCUAUCACUCUCCCCCAGAUGGUCAAAGUGUUGAGUUCUCUGGCUAACAAGCGCCGAAGGUCAGUUCCACUUUUGCGUUCCCUAGCUUUCAAUAUAGAGCGAUAUCCAAUAAAAUUGGAUAUAAAACAGGCUUCUGAUGUUUUGUACUCAUUGGCCCUUCUUCAUUAUCCCGAUGAAGUACUGUUGGAAAAAGUGACCUCCGACUUACUGGAGAGUAUUCCUUCAUGUCAAAAGCCUUCAGUUAUAAGUUCAAUUUGCACAAGUUAUGGACUGCUAAAGUAUAAAGACUUAGAACUUUUAGACACUUUAUCUGAAUGGGUGCUUAAAAAUAAAGAUAAAUGUCGAAACCAAGAAAUUGUUUCAUUACUUUUGACAUUAGCAACUGUUAACCACACACCUGCUGUUGCAGAUAAAUUUUUUGAGGAGCUAGUGCCUUCUUUGACAAUUCAAGAUUUGCCAUCGUCUCUUGUUUGGCUUGACUUCGUCUGGGCUUUAACUGUCCUAGGGCAUGCGACGCCUGAACACUUCAAAUCAAUAUUAUGCGAACAAUUCGCCCAAAAGUUAAUUACGUGUCAGACAAGUGAGAAUAAUUACUCUUGGAAAAAAAAGAUCCUUAAUAUCAAUGGAGUGGCACGAUUGAAUAAAGAAUAUAAAGGCCCAAACUUAGACAGUAGAGAUUUUACUUUCCCAAUGGUACGAAACAAAGAGAAGCAGGCUUUAUUCAAUUCUGUAAUGGAUGCUCUUUCCAACAUAUUGCCCUCAUCCACAUUUUUAAGGACUAAUGUAGACACAGGAAUGGGGUUUAUGAUCGAUGGUGAAUGUCUAAUUGAUGAAAAGAUGACUCCUUUACCAGUUGUUGAUAAAAAGACUGGACAGCCUCUCUCGGUCCCGAAAGCAUCUAAGAUUGCCAUUAUGGUGUGGGACUAUCACGAUAAAACGAAAGGGAGAGUUACAACGCUGAACGGACUCAGUGCAUUGAGUUCCCAACUGCUUAUUUCGAUGGGCUAUAAAAUCCUUUCUGUACCUUAUUCAGAUUACAACCCUAGAGAGAAAUUGACCCUUCGUGUACAAUAUUUAGAGCGACAAAUUAAAUCCAUUGUCCAGUCAAGUAGCUAAUUGAAGAAUGCUGGCUGUAGAUUGUUUUUAUGAUGUAGAUUCGACAUUUUAAGCAGAGAGAAUGAUCGUUAAGCAAUAUUUGUAUAUGCAAGUUCCAAACAGACUAACGAGUGUAGUUUGUCAAGAAUUUUUGUUAUCUAACCAAGUGGUAAUAAAUAUUUUGCUUUUAUUGUUUCCCUCUUAUAAUAUUUUGUACAUUGUUAUGAAAUACUUGUACAUAAUAAAUAAAAUUUGUGAAAAAACAUUGGCUGAUCAGUGUUUUUUCAUUGUCUACGGAUGUAUAAAA